GACUCUGCAGAGAGAGUGGGAGGAGGAGGCGGUCUCUGUCAGCGCUCUGAACACAACUGUACAGUCGAGUCUUCUCCCAUCAUUCAGCCGCAGCCCUGACCAAACACACUGCUGCUGUCACUGAUUCAUUUGAUCACUGACGUCGUCUUUCUUACAGCCUACAGUCUCAUUGGUUUUGUUUAAAACUGUAAGUGUCGCCGUUACAUCCAGUGGACUAUUUUAGCUCGCGUUUGGACAGCUUAGUCUACUUUUACGCAUGGUGCAUUCCAGGAGAGGCAACUGGACCGACCUGAGCUCUGAAAGUACGACAUUAAAGCCCGAGCUUGGAGAGUUGUUUAAAAGAUAACUUGAGCUGUCUGAACUCUUCAUCUGUCGAAGCCAUGUUUUCCAAAGCCACUGCCAACUUCAUCCGUCAGAUUGACCCAGAGGGAAGCCUCAUCCACGUGUCCCGACUGAAUGAUUCACACAAACUGGUUCCCAUGGCACUGGUCGUCAAGCGCAACCGCAUCUGGUUCUGGCAAAGUCCCAAGUACCAACCAACAGAUUUCACCCUCAGUGACUUGUUGCAGGGGGACAGGGAGAUCAGUCCUGGAGUGUCUGAGACAGAAUUCCUGACCUACAAGGGGACAUUUGGAGACAAGCUCUCUGGGAAGCUGGACACCGAGGCUGGCUCUGUCAGUGUCACACUGGAGGGACAGGGAUCCUCCAAGCUCCACUCAUGUUUUGGCAAGCUGAAGAAAGAGGAACUGGAUGUGAAGAAGCUGCUACACGACUCCAGCAACAGGCAAGUGGACAUGCAGCACGUGCUGAUGCAGCAGCUGAAGAAAGGAGCUGAAGUGCUGGUGGUGGUGAAGGAAAGGAUCCUCACCACCAACCCCUGCACCGUCACCCAGACGAAGAAGGAGCAGUGCAGCUUUCAAGGGGUGCUCGGGCUGAUGGCCAUGCUGGGGAGCUCGGUUAAGGUGUGUGUGAAGGACAGAAACAACAUUGUGGCCGACAGCGAUGUCUCCUUGGAAAUCCCGUCUGGUACAGUGAUUGCAUACAGUGUCCUGGAGCUGGAGAUUAAAAAGGAUGGGCACUAUGGUAUAUGCCUACAACCUGGCACAAUAGGAGGCAUUGAAUCAGAUUCAACUGUAAUGUCCUGGCCAUCUAAUAAUUCUUUGAAUACGGUGGACGGCAAGCACGGUGAGAUGCCUCCAGAGGAAGUACCUCAGAGUGCUCUGCUAAAUGGAUGGCAGAAGAUGGACCUUUCUCCUCUUGCAGAGCUCCCUGAGUCAACUCGUUGGGACUUAUUCAAGAGACUCCAAGAGACUCUGAGGGACAGAACUGCUCUGUCAUACCUGCAAUGUGUGCUGGAGGGCUUGUGUUGUGGUGAAACACCUGACAUGGUCGAGUAUGAAGAGCUGUCGGAGAGUCAGAGAAUGUUAGUGUCAGCCAUACUGGGCCGACUGGGCAUAGACAGUCCCACUGGGAACUGCCAGGGUGGCCUCUCUGCUCACAUAAAUGUAGCUCACAUGUUGGUCAGUGCUGUGGAAGAGUUGCCUGAUGAAACUCUGAGCCUUUUGAGUGAGAGCUGCCCUGAUUUUCUGGAGGCCUUUGACACACUGAUGUGCAUGUUGAGGGACAGCGGCUGGCCCGUCUUCGUCCAGUGUCCUCUGGUCCUGCUGCAGGACAGUCAGGCCUUCCAGCUGGCAGAACAGCUGCUCAACCCCACCAGUGUGAGAAUGCGGAGAGACACCGACAGGCUGUGGAUGGAGACAGGAAGUAAAGCACAAGUGAAACUGUUGGUUCUCUAUCUCAGCACACAUGGGCUGUCCCUGCUUUGCAAAGGGCUAAAGCAGUAGAAGUAUCUCUAGGUGCACUUUAUUUCUUUCAUGUGAAUUACUUUUUGUCCAUUUCUUUCUUUCUUUCUUUCUUUCUUUCUUUCUUUCUUUAUUGUGAAGUUUAAUGAAAUAAGCUUAAUAUAAUUAUUUUAUUAUUAUUAUCGUAGAAGUUUUCAUUUGGUCUACUAUUUGUAACUUUGUUGCACAGAUAUUAAGUAUUUUAUUGUUGUCCUUUUUAUCUUGACCUAUAUAUUUGUAUUACUUACCGAGCACUUCAUAUGUUUGUAUAAAAAAAGAUUUAUAUAUAUUUUUAAUGUGAUGAAUUGGCAGAGCUCUGAAAUGGUUCACCAAUGUGUCUCACUUUUUUAUAACUUUUAUAGGUACUUGAAAAGGCACCUUACAUAAAACUGUUGAUAACACAUAUUUAAGUUGAAAGCUGUGUUGCAUGCCUAAUCUUGCCAGGAUGUUUAUUUUCUCCAUUUUAUUGCUGAUAUACAAAAGAUGCCAUUUAAUACAAAACCAACCAAAAACCAUUGAUGAUGUUUUUGAUUGUUUUUCAUAUUUACAUUAUAUGUAUUUUUUUUUUUUUCCCAUGGUUUAUUUAAAUUUUUACAGUUAUAGAAUCGUUGCACAAAUAGAUUCAGCAAUUACAAUAUGCAUUAAGAUACAUCAUAGAUUUACGAGUCAGUCUUAUAACACCCACAACCUCCCCUCCCUCCCGCCCGACCCCCCAUCCUAGCUUAGGCUGUGCUAAUCAAUAAAGAAAACAGUAAGAGACAAAACAAAUAAAACGAACUAAAGUAAAACCAGACAACAACACCAAAUCAGAAAGACUACACAUACAAACAAGCAGACAAAA
Molecule: messenger RNA, 2682 nt
Organism: Scatophagus argus
Lineage: Eukaryota; Metazoa; Chordata; Actinopteri; Scatophagidae
Product: gasdermin-E-like
Exons: 10
Coding region: 381-1844 (487 amino acids)
Biological process (GO): programmed cell death
Cellular component (GO): cytoplasm
Source: RefSeq, a predicted model, not a curated record